GCGGAGGCGAGUGGCACUGGUUCGGUGCAGAACUUGUUUUGACGUUUUGUUUGUGUGACUCGCCGUCUGCUGUGUCUUCUGGCCGUGUUUUUCUUGGUGUGGGAGUGCACCCGGGUGCAAACACUCCGGGAGCAAGCUCCGCGAACCGCAGCAUUUGGGAAACGGUCCUGCCUACGCCUGGCUCAAUUUAGGCGCUGGACAUCGACCGCUGGAGGCGUUAAAGUCGUAAUUGGGUCCGAAUCGGGUCGCGUUGAAGCGUUCAAGUCGAGCCUCGGUCGCGGCAGCCUUACCUCGGCAACCCGUCGGAGCGGAGAGCAUGGACCCUGAGCCUGCCAGAGCCACUUAGGUGGAGGUUAUGGUGUGGCAGUGUGGCAGCACCACUUGCAGGACGGUGCCUGGCUCCUCAUGGGGUGCAAAAACCGAUGCCUUGUGAUUUCGCGAUGAAAGAUGACGAGCGUGGCCGGCCUGCAGUUGGACAGCCUGGCCUCCGCCUCGAGCGAGCGCAUCACGGAACUGUUCCCCAAGUGCCGGCCCCGGGACGCGCGCGACGGCCUCAGUCUCAGCCUCAAUGUGGGCGGCGGCGCCAGCGGCGCCAGCGGGCAGCCUAGCCGCGCGCAGGGCCUGCAGGGCCUGCAGGGCGCACCCGGAGGCAACGCCCUCGCCCUCGCCAACAAUGACCACCACAAGAUCCUGAUGGACAGCAAGAAGGGACGGGACAGCGACAGGCUGGAUUGCGAUGAAGAGGCGGAUGACGCAAGUGCCAGUGCUGUAGACACAUCGGACGACGAGAGCAAUGAUAGUGAUGGCCCAGCACCUAGUCUACCCUCUCCCGCCCAAGCGCAGUCCCAAGUGCAGUCCCAAGCGCAGGGUCAGAGCCAAGUCCAGUCGCAGAGCCAGGCGCAGUCCCCUCUCGCCCAGGCUGGACAGGCCGGGCAUGAGAAUCAUGGCAAGGGAAGCUCCUACAAACUGCGAGAUUCCAGAAUUAUUGAAAUAGCAGGUGGAAGAGAAGUGUUCUGUCAGAGCCGCAGCAAGCCUGGCCGUAAAGGGCGUCAUGUCCGGGAAAGGGAAAGGGAAAGAGAGACUCGCGACCGGGAUGAGGCCAACACCAGCAAGACCAACAAGACUGACCCAGAGCGCAGGGUGUGGGAAUUGCGAUCAAGAUGUGGAGAGGCGAAGCGGCAAAGGAACUCCAGAGAUCUUACUGAUAUGUUUUCCUCAGAAUCUAGAGGAAGGCACAGAGGGGUACUUUCAUCUCGUAAGUUAAGCAGCAAUGCUGCAUAUGAACCUGUGCCAACAUCUGCCCCAUCUCUGAAUAUGGGAGGUGGAGAGGUCGUUGUCUUUGAUGAUAUUGGUGAGCAUUGGCGAGGAAACGGUUCCUCCUCUGCUGCGUCCACUCCUAGUCCACCUGGUCAUCAUCGGGCACCGUCCCAUUACUUUAAGGUGUCAACAUCGGUAUCUGAUGCUGAAAAUGACUCUCUAUCGCCUGACCGCGAAGAUGAAGCUGAUGAUACGGAUGAUAUCCCAAAUAGCCGAGGUGUGCUCUCGAGCAGUAUCUCUGGUAACCAUCUUGGUGGAAAUCGUUCAUCAUCUAGUCGAAAAGGCUCUCGAAUCAUUGGUGGUCUCCCAAUUGCUGACUACGAGGGCUCGCCAAGGCGUUAUGGACCUCGUCAAGGAGAGUCAAGCGGCUCGCAUGGGCCAUCUCAUCCAACUUUACCUUCUGCUCACAGUCUCCUCAGCUCCCCUUCCCUUCUCACGCCUCGUCCUGGCUUUCCUCAGAGAGUUUUGCCAGAUUGUAAUUUAUCACCACCUACUAGUACUGCAAGUACAACAAAUUCAACUUUUGAUUACCUCUAUGAGUUUUCGGAAACAAGAAAAGUUCUUGAAGAAUUUUUCAAGCCUUCAACAGACAUUCCAAAUAGUGAAGACAAUUCACAUUUUCAGGAAUUAGAGUACGAACUACGAAGGCAGGCAGGACAGAAUGCAUCAUCAUGCAAUUCUGGGUCUGGAAGUGCAUAUGUGGGCUUGAGGUUAGCAAAAGCAGUGCCAGAGCAUAGUGGAACUGAAUCACCUCAUAAUGAAGCUCCAAGUACUACCAACGACCUCAUUUCUUUACAGGAACAACCCGAGAACGAUCAAGAGAACAACCUUAUGGAACUCUCUACGGGCAGUGGGUCAACAGAAGAUCUUGGCGACACUGAAGUAGGUCUCCAGGUUGGUCACAGCCGAAACUUCACUCUCUCUCCUGAAACAACUGACUGUGAUUCUAACUGCGGUGAUCUGGAUAGUGAAGUUUCUCUUCUGCUCACUGAUGGGGACACUCCAGGGCUUGCUACUGGCUUAACUGGUGCUCUUGGAAGUGGUUUGUCAAGUGGACUAGGGGAUAUUGGGUCUGGCUUACCUGUUGACGCAAUGCGCUUAUACUCUAGCAUGCCUGUUCUAGAAGAUGGUCUGUCAUCUGGUCAUGCUAGUGAUACAGAUAACAACAACCCAACUGUCAUGUUAAUGAAAAGGCAAAUCAGUGAAAUAGAAAGAGAAUUAGUGCAGCGGUCUAGUAGGUCUAAAAUUGAAGAUCGAAAUGAUGAUUCCGAGCCCAUUGACCAUUUGACGGGACAUGUAACUCCAAGUUUAACUAGUUCAAGUAUACCCAAUAAUGUGUCUGGAAGAGAAAGGGAUAGUUCAUAUCCAGACCCAGAGUUGGAAGCUUUAGAUCCUCUAGUUGAGUUUAUUUCAGCUCAAUGGUGUGCAGCUAGUAGCUCUCAAAGCACACCUCCACCACCUGCUCCAGCCCCUCACCGCAGUCAAACGGGAGGCACACCAGACAAUCUACCUCAAAGUUUACAAUGCCGGAGCUCCGUCUCAUCCCUAAAUUCUGGAGAGGGAGUUGAAGAGGUCAUCAAGGACAUUCGCAUGGCCAUCCAAAGGGCCAAGACGCUUCCAGUCAAAUCAGUUGAAAGUGAACCACCUCAGCAAAAAGCCAGUCCUAUAUGGGUACCAAGAAGAAGGAAUUGUGAUAGUGACCUACGGCGUUCAACUUUAAGCGGGGAUGAACAUGCUGAUGAUGAUGAAGCAGAUACUGACCUAGAGACUGAUCGGUUAUUGGGGCAACUCCGAACUGAUGAUAUUGGCUUUUAUGAACCUCAAACGAAAGGGUGGCGGAAAUCUACAAAGUCGCGAACUGUCAUGCCCUCUUCUCAGUCCUCAUCUUCCCUGUCUAAAAAUGGUGGUUGCUCAGCUACUACACCUCUCUUAUCUCAGUCAAAGCUGUCCUCCCCUCCGCAUCCUUCUCUUUCCGUCGCUGCCUUAUUAUCACCAACAACUGACCUUUCUUCGCAACCAUGUGUUCCGACAUCUGCCAAUUCCAUAUCCUCAAAUGCCAACUCGAAUGACUUGGCUACUUCAUCUAAUGAACUUACAUCCCCAGACAAGACCCCCUCACCCCGAAGUGCAGCCGAAGCAAAUGCCUUGGGGAAGAACAAGAAGGAUAAGGAAGCAGGGAAGAAAAAAGGAAGAAACAAAGAGGAUGGCCGUUGGGAUCCUACAGUUUUAAUUGAGGGUGUCCUGUUUCGAGCAAGAUACCUCGGCUCCACACAGCUUGUAUGUGAAGGGCAACCAACAAAAACAACACGCAUGAUGCAAGCAGAGGAGGCUGUUUCCAGAAUUAAGGCUUUGGCUCCAGAUGGGGAAACACAGCCUAGCACAGAAGUGGAUCUGUUCAUUUCAACAGAAAAAAUUAUGGUUUUGAAUACAGACCUCAAGGAAAUUAUGAUGGAUCAUGCAUUGCGGACAAUAUCAUAUAUUGCGGAUAUUGGUGACUUGGUUGUUCUCAUGGCACGUCGCCGAUUUAUGCCACAAGAUGAUGACUCAGACUCAAAACUCUCACGUACCCCUAAAAUGAUCUGUCAUGUGUUUCAAAGUGAAGAGGCCCAAUUUAUUGCUCAAUCCAUUGGGCAAGCAUUUCAAGUUGCUUACAUGGAGUUUCUGAAAGCAAAUGGAAUAGAGGAUAACAGUUUUGUGAAAGAAAUGGACUAUCAAGAAGUACUAAACUCUCAAGAAAUUUUUGGAGAUGAACUUCAGAUGUUUGCUAAGAAGGAAAUGCAGAAGGAGGUAGUUGUGCCGAAAGCAAAGGGGGAGAUUUUGGGAGUUGUAAUUGUGGAAUCAGGGUGGGGUUCCAUGUUGCCCACAGUAGUCAUAGCCAACUUGGCACCUGCUGGUGCAGCAGCUCGUUGUGGACAACUCAAUAUUGGGGAUCAAAUUAUUGCAAUCAAUGGAGUUAGUUUGGUAGGGUUGCCACUUUCCACUUGCCAAAAUUACAUCAAGAACUCGAAGACUCAGACUGUGGUAAAACUAACUGUCGUCCCAUGUGCGCCUGUUGUGGAGGUGAAAAUCAAACGGCCUGAGACAAAGUAUCAACUUGGCUUCAGUGUUCAAAAUGGAGUGAUAUGCAGUCUUCUAAGAGGUGGCAUUGCUGAGCGUGGAGGUGUUAGAGUUGGUCAUCGUAUCAUAGAAAUCAACAAUCAAAGUGUAGUUGCAGUACCUCAUGAAAAGAUUGUCAAUCUUCUUGCCACCUCAGUUGGAGAGAUUUUAAUGAAGACAAUGCCCACCUCUAUGUUUAGGCUUCUGACGGGACAAGAAACUCCUAUUUAUAUAUAAGUAAAAUUUUGGCUAAGAGAGUGGUACCUCAGACCAAAGCUUUUAUCCCAGAUAUCAGAUUGUGUUUUCAUUGCAGUUCAAAUAACAUGAUUUACAUAAUGUGGAUUAGAACAAUGUGCAUUAAAUAUUAAAGGGUGUGUUGGAAAGCUUGCUUGUGAUAAAUAUAGGUAAAGCUACUGGCUAUGAUGAAAAAUGUUCUGUAUAUUUUGUAUGUGCGCGUUCUGUGAUGAUGCUGUCAUAAAUUUAAGUGUUUUCAUAAGUUUUUAGUGGAUGAUACUAUAACCAAUGCUUGCUUCCUCUUAACUGUUAAUAUGUAAUUUUGUUUCAAAGUUUUUCAAUGUUGAUUGAUGGUUUCACUUCUGUAAAAACCACCACCUGUUUUCAAUCAUUGGACUGUAUUCUCAGAGCAAUACUCAUACAAAGGACAUUUGUGCGACUCAAUCAUAUACAGUGUUUUGUUUUAAUGUUUUGAGUCACUGCUGCCAUCCAAGGUUAUCAAAAUCAAUUUUUUUGUUCUUAUGAUCAAGGAAGCAAAGCAUCAUACAUGUGAUGGCACAACUCAACAAGUACAAUAUCUCAUAUAAUGUUUGUUUUUAAUUUUGCUUUGCAACACAUGUAUCCAAAGAGAGUGGGGGCUUAGUGAGAGCGUGCAAGAGAGUUAGAGGCUGAAAUGAGCACUAAUAAGAUGACAAAGUGUGUUCAUAGUCGUGUACUUUUGUCCUUAGUGUUCCGUGUAUGUAUGUAUGUAUGUACAUAUGUAUUUUUAUUUAUUUAUCUAUGUAUUUAUUUAUAAAUUAAUUUAUUUGGUCAUGAUUUUUUGAGUGUGAGUGUGAAUGCUUUGGCUAAUAUAGUCUGCCUUCUUAUUUAAUUAUGUACCUCAGAAUUUGGAGUGUUGAUAUAAGCCAAAAUGAGUUAUGUUUUAUCACUUAAUUUGUGUACAGUUAAGAUACCUAUUUUAUGCAGGUAGCUUUUAUGAAAUAACUGCAAAAUACCAUUUCAAAUUGGAGCAGUUCAUGUGUUUUUAGUGAUAAAGUAAUUGCCAUUUUAUUGGGAAGCGCUUUAGCUAUUUCCCAAAAGACUGUUAAAUUUCAUUUAAAGUCAUCUUACUUCAAAGACUAUUAAUUAAUAUUAAGCAGCAUUCAUUUUCUUGUUACACUUUUAUCUCCACUUACUUACAAAAAGAAAAUGAUUUUGAGAUUCUAGUCUACUUAUGUUGUUUUGUGUUCUUGUUAUUUUUAGUUGUUUUUUUUUUUAAAAAUCAUGUUGUGGUGGUAGUUCUCUGCUGCUUUGUCCAGCCAUGUGGUGAAGGAUGCAAUGAUAUAGCAAUGAAUUCCACGUAGCAUUUAGAAAGUAAAAGGAAGUUCCAAAGUUUUUACCUUGCCUAGCAGUGGGAGCAAAAGCUGGUGGACUUGAGUUAACACUGCGAAUGCUGUCCAUUUAUGUUGUAGAAAUAUCCUUCCAUCAUUCCAACUCUUGACCUAUGAAAUUAACCUUUGAGCCUUCUUUCCUUAACUUUAUUUCUUGGUUAAAGUGGGUAGUUUGAAAUCCCAGUGUGCUUUUCAGUUUUAUUAGAGUUAGCAUCUGUACUUUUAGUUGAAAUGAGAACCUUUGUCCAUAUCUUGAUCAUGUUAGAGGGUGACAAGGAUUGUCCCCUAUAGGAACGUGUGAAAGCUCACAAUGACGUAAAUUUGGCUAAUUGUGAUGCCUUGUUUCCUGUUAAAUUUGUUGACAUCAUUUUUGGUGGUUGCCAUUUCACUUUUUGUUGCAAACAAAUGUCUCUAACCCUGUCCUGAGGUGCUGAAACUUGCCACUUGCAUCCCUUUUAAUGAUGACGGCACACUGGCCUUUCUCAUGAGUUACACAUUUUCAUUUUGUCUACAAUUGAAUGGGGCCAAACAUUUCUAUUCGGUUUCUCAAAGAAAAUUUCUUGUCAAUAGCACCUGGUUAUUGAAGUUCUAUUGCAACUCGACUGACAGUUACCAUGAUCAUUAUCAUGAUCAUGAUCGUUAUCAUGAUCGAUCAGUCACUGACGAAGUAUUAUAUUGGUAUAUAAUGGGUCAACUGUUAACCACAGUUACCAAAAGAUUUAGUCGUUUAUAGGGUGGAUUAGCAUAAUACAGCACAUUGAAAAUGGAACUGAGUGAGAAUAACUUCACCUUUCAAUCAAUGUUCCGGCUACAUAACUAAACAGGCAUGAUUUCCAAAUGACGUGGGCAUACGUUGCAUUCCUUACUUCUUGGUUAAAUACUCAAUGCUUGAUAAACUGCUUAUGUGAUGUGGUUCCUUUUCCUGUAUGACACCACUAUUGGAUAGGAACAAUAGCGAAACAGAUAGUCCCAUGUGGAAGCAAGCACUCUUUUGAGCUAAUGCAAUUUGGUGAGAAGUUUUGGAGGAUCUUUGAGAAAAAAGAGUUUGCUAUCGCAUGAGGCUAGAAGCUGUGCUAUUGUUUCUACCCCCUGAUAUUACUGUAUCUAAAACUACUUUUCAGAUGGCUGCAUUAAGAACCACAGAAAUAUCGGUCUGUGCGUCUAAUGAUGUAAAAUUUCAUCAGUCUGGUGCAAGGGCCUUAAAUUUUAACAGAUUAGUUCUGUCCUUGUCCUUUCUCUCCAAUGGCUUCAGUCAUUCUGUGUCGCUAACUUCCAUCUUCCCGGACCGGACUGUACCUUGCUCCAAAAAAGAAUGAUACUCUCAAAUGUUUCCUUCUUUAAACCUGUUAUUCUCUCAAUAAGUUUACCUCAUGAAUUUUUUACAUAAUGAGAGUUAAGUGGCAUAAUUAUUGAAUGUGAAAUCAUAUGUUUACAUCAGCUGAUUGUGUAUUUUAAGGGCUUAAUGAAAUUGAGGAAUUGUGUUGAUUUACUACAA
Molecule: messenger RNA, 7512 nt
Organism: Thrips palmi
Lineage: Eukaryota; Metazoa; Arthropoda; Insecta; Thysanoptera; Thripidae
Exons: 28
Coding region: 448-4650 (1400 amino acids)
Biological process (GO): chemical synaptic transmission
Cellular component (GO): cytoplasm; plasma membrane; dendritic spine
Molecular function (GO): protein binding
Source: RefSeq, a predicted model, not a curated record